AUGGCUGCCGCAGAACAGGUCCAGCUCCAAAACUUCCCCUCCAUCUUCUCCCUCGAGGGCAAAGUCGCCGUCGUAACCGGAGGCUCUCGCGGCCUCGGUCUCUACGCCGCAAGCGGAUUACUCCAAGCAGGCUGCUCAAAAGUCUACAUCACCUCGCGCAAAGCCUCCGCCUGCGACGAAGCAGUCGCAGCCCUCAACGCCCUCCCCAAUCUGCGCCCCGGCGCAAAAGCCAUCUCCGUCCCCGCAGACUCCUCCAAGGUCUCCGAAGUCGAGCGCCUAGUCGCCGAAGUCGCCAAAACAACAGACCACGUCGAUAUCCUCUUCGCGAACGCCGGCGCAACAUGGGGCGAGCAAUUCGAGAAGUUCCCCGAGUCCGCAUUCGAUAAAGUCCUCGAUCUCAAUGUCAAGAGUGUCUUCUUCACAAUCCAGAAAUUUUUCCCGCUGCUCACGACAAAGGCGAGUCGUGAUGAGCCGGGGCGGGUGAUUAUCACGGGCUCUGUGGCGGGUAUUACGCUGGGCAGUCUAGGGAAGAAUGCGUCGUUUAGUUAUAGUGCGUCCAAGGCCGCUGUGCUUCAUUUGACGAGGAAUUUGGCUGUUGAGCUUGGGCCGCGCCAUGUGCUUUGCAAUGCGAUCGCGCCCGGUCUGUAUCCGAGUAAGAUGGCGAAUGGGCUCAUUGAGCUCCAGGGGGGCAUGAAGGAUCUGGAAGAUUCCAGUCCGAAUAAGCGCCUGGGCAAGCCGGAGGAUAUUGCUGGACUUGUGGUGUUUUUGGCAAGUCGCGCAGCCAGUCAUUUGAACGGCAGUGUUAUUACGACAGAUGGAGGGGCCCACCUGAAGGGGAGAAUGUGA
Messenger RNA from Aspergillus puulaauensis, 846 nucleotides. RefSeq names its product oxidoreductase, short-chain dehydrogenase/reductase family. Bases 1 to 846 code for a protein of 281 amino acids. Lineage: Eukaryota; Fungi; Ascomycota; Eurotiomycetes; Eurotiales; Aspergillaceae. The transcript has 2 exons. Gene Ontology annotation, molecular function: oxidoreductase activity. The record is from RefSeq and is a predicted model, not a curated record.